This is a messenger RNA of Ichthyophthirius multifiliis, 423 nucleotides long. RefSeq lists its product as hypothetical. The transcript has a single exon. NCBI's taxonomy places the organism in Eukaryota, Ciliophora, Oligohymenophorea, Hymenostomatida. Gene Ontology annotation, molecular function: peptidyl-prolyl cis-trans isomerase activity. The record is from RefSeq and is a predicted model, not a curated record.
AUGAAAUACAUAAUUUUAGUUAUCCUAAUUUUAGCUACAAUUGCAUUUUCUUUAAAAAAAGACGCUCCUGAACUUAAAAAAUACAAAAUCGAAGUUUUAAAAAGUGGAACCUACUCCCACUAUCCUAAAAAAGGCGAUUAAGUAAUAGUAAAUUACGUUGGAACAUUACUCGAUGGAAAAAAAUUCGACAGCUCAAGAGACAGAAAUUAACCUUUCGUAUUUAAUGUAGGGUAAGGAAGAGUUAUUCAAUGUUGGGACGAAGUUGUUUCUAAUUUGACUAUAGGAGAUCAUGUUUCAGUUACUUGUCCAUCUUAAACUGCUUAUGGAUCAAGAGGAGCUGGUCAAAUCAUUGGACCUAAUGCCGACCUUAUUUUCGAUAUUGAAAUGAUUAGUUUCGAAUCUAAUUCUUAGAGUGAAUUAUGA